Messenger RNA from Pisolithus orientalis, 381 nucleotides. RefSeq lists its product as uncharacterized. The record is from RefSeq and is a predicted model, not a curated record. The annotation marks the transcript as partial. NCBI's taxonomy places the organism in Eukaryota, Fungi, Basidiomycota, Agaricomycetes, Boletales, Pisolithaceae. The transcript has a single exon.
AAGGUUUUCCUUGAUGGCAGAGACUGCAUCACAGAAGUCCAGUACUUCACAAGACUCAUUGUCAGGGCACCAGGCAACCAUUCCAAUGAUGAUGACCUUGAUGCCCCUGAUAAAUUUGAAUAUGACAACAUCACUCUCAUCACUCUCUAUUCUGAUCCCCACCCUCACCUAUUCAAGCAAUCUUAUGGGGUUGUCACUUCCUGUACCAAGCAGGGUGAGCCAAGCUUGCAAGUCAUUCUGGUUUCCUCCAUUCAGUCAGUUGUUACGAUGGUGCCACAUCAUCCUGUCAUACAAGGUAUGGUCGAGGAGAGGUAUUUCCUGGUGGAGAAGAUGGGCAUAGACAUUGCAUGUCUUGGGGUUGAAGAAAAUGAGGAGGAUUGA